AUGACCUGUUGCUGGUCUACGACACCCAUUGAUCGUCCUCCUGCUGAGGAAGCAGUUCAAUUUGUGGAUAGCGCUUUGCACACGAGCACGAGCCCCCAGACCCAGACUUUAUCGAUCUCCGGCGACGAGCAAAACCCGAGUACGAGCCCCCAGAGCUCGACAUUGUCGAUCCCUAGCGACGAGCGACACCCGGGUAUGGCCCAUGAUGAAGGCGCUGCUAGACGGGCCGGAGUGCCCAAGGCUAAAGGCGCUGUGCGCACCAAGUCGGGCUGUUACACGUGCAGAAUCCGCCGGAAGAAAUGCGACCAGGUGGCCAACGCAGACGGUAGCUGCCAAACAUGUCUUCGUCUUCGUCUACAAUGUCUCGGUUUUGGCGCAAAGCGUCCAGAAUGGUUGCGUUCAAACGACAAUAUCAUCAACCUACGAGAAAAAAUUAAAAAAUUUCUUGCCGUACAAGGAAUGAUUAAAGGGCAUUCUGGUGCUGGGCCUCGCCCCAAUGACCAGGAACCUUUUAUUCUAUCACUCUCGGCAGAUUGUGCUUCCCCGAGCACGAGUUCGCCGACCCUGACGUUGUCGAACUCCAGCGACGAGCCACGACUUCCCGUGAUGCAGGACAUUGAUUCACCAUUGGACGCUCGGGAAAAUUAUCCUGGGGUUAUGCUGCCUGCGUAUCCUUCCACUACUUAUACGACUAGCUUAGAACCAUCAUGGAAAUCCCCGCAACAAAUGCAACAAAACGCAUUAUUGCAACACUAUAUACGACAUGUUCUCCGUAUCCAGUUCUUGCAUGCCGACGGGUCCAUUGAUAUCAUCAUCUGGAGACUCAUAUUUUCCAGUGAUUCAGCCCGAGAGGCUGUAUGUUCACUUGCGGAUUUGCACCACAAGAGCACCCAAGGUGCAAUUGGUUACACUGUACCAACAGAUCAUGAUGUGUACACACGCAUCCAAAGGGCACCAGUGGUAACAGUGACGGAAGGAGACGCUUUUGCAAGCCUUUGCAUGGUCUCCUAUUUCCUCUUCUCUGGAGGACAAAGGCAGUGGCAAGCGUUCCUCGACAGUGCUUGCGAAUUUUCAAUCAAAGUCCUCCAGCGGAAUCAUGUUUCGCCAGACUGGGCACUGAGAUCCUGCAGUGGCAGCAUACGGUUUAUCCUCAAGACGUCCAUGUGGUUCGAUGUCCUCGCCUCUGUGACGCUGAUCCGUCGUCCCAAGUUCCUUGAAGUGCUCCGUUCGCUCUAUGGGCCCACCACUGCAGUUAAUGAUGGCAGACCGCAGCUGUCUAUGAUGGACGUCAUGGGAUGCGAAAACUGCAUCGUUCUUGCCCUCGCUGAAAUUGCUGAUCUCGCAAGCUGGAAGGAUGAAUGCAGGCGUGCUAGUAGACUCAGCACUUCUGAACUCGUCAGACGCGGGCAAUGUAUCGAAGCCAUCCUGAAGACCGUUGAUAACACUGAUCGCCUCCGCGGCUUUUACAUGGAAAAAUCACGCCGACGGCGCCUAACGUCUGCCAUAUUCCGCGCGUCUGCCCUUGUCUAUCUCCAUUCCGUCAUCUCUGAUGAUCAUCCUCAAUGUCCAGAGGUCAUGAACAACAUCACAGAAACAGUCAAGUGUCUCAGGCGUGCUGAAGACAUCAGCAUAGCACGUCAUGCUGUGCGCAGCGUCGUGUUCAGCAUAUGCAUAUGUGGUUGCCUGACGGAUGUCCCUCAAUACCGCGAAUACUUCCUGCGGCGCCUGCAGGAGUAGCAGACGGAGACGGUGGGGAACUGUACUCGGGUCGCUCAACUUAUGAGAGAAGUGUGGAGCAGGCGAGAACGAGGGGAACCCGUAGAUUGGCGGGUAGUUAUGCAACAGGCCCAAAUGCUUCUUGUCUAAAGGCUAUCCUACAUGGACUUGUACUUCUUGGCUCUCUUCAUUAUUUGCUAAAAGUAUAUGGCACUGUGUAGCACGGCUAGUUACUUUCCCGAGGCUCUCCAUUUUCAUAUCCUACAAGCUGUAAUCUAUUUAUGCCUGAUGAACAAA
Molecule: messenger RNA, 2013 nt
Organism: Suillus subalutaceus
Lineage: Eukaryota; Fungi; Basidiomycota; Agaricomycetes; Boletales; Suillaceae
Product: fungal-specific transcription factor domain-containing protein
Exons: 6
Coding region: 1-1737 (578 amino acids)
Biological process (GO): positive regulation of transcription by RNA polymerase II
Cellular component (GO): nucleus
Molecular function (GO): DNA-binding transcription factor activity, RNA polymerase II-specific; zinc ion binding; transcription cis-regulatory region binding
Source: RefSeq, a predicted model, not a curated record